GCCAGCCCUGCCGACGUGGCGGGGCGGGACCCGGCGGGCGCUCCCGCGCGCACUCGGCCGGCUGAGCGAUAUUAAAAUGUCUGACGAUGGCGAUGACACCUUAGCCACUGGCGACAAAGCCGAAAAAACCGAUGUGCCCGUUAGUGAUACUUUACCCAGCGAUGCACCAGUGCUCUGUGAUUCAGCUACGAUUUCAAAUGAGCUAACGCCCGCCAACCCCGGACGAGAUGUGCCUGAAAAUGCAGCCGCUCAGGGUGCAGAGACGGCCGACACUGGACUUGCUGAGCCGCCCGAAGACCCUGGUGCCAUGGGGCCCCCUCUCAACGAAGAAGAGACUGAGGAGGCCCUUGCUGAGUGUGUUGACUCCGUCAGCCUGGAGGCAGAACCUGGAUCUGAAGUACCCCUGAAAGAACAGAGUAAUCCGGCUGUGGAUUCCUCGCCACGUGGAGGAGGAUGGGCAGGCUGGGGCUCUUGGGGCAAAUCUCUGCUCUCGUCAGCAUCUGCCACAGUAGGUCAUGGAUUAACAGCGGUCAAGGAAAAAGCAGGGGCCACCCUCCGGAUGCAUAGUGUGAACUCUGGCUCUUCCGAAGCGGCCCAACCUGAUACAGAAAACGAAAUCCCCCAAAUAGCAGAUGCGGCUGCAGAUCAGAGCCCCGCAGAGACCCCCCCCACUUCUCCCUCAUCAGGGUCGCGGGGCGUGCUGUCAGCCAUCACCAACGCGGUUCAGAACACAGGUAAAAGCGUCUUAACGGGUGGUCUUGAUGCUUUGGAAUUCAUUGGCAAGAAAACCAUGAAUGUCCUCGCGGAAAAUGACCCAGGUUUUAAGCGGACCAAGACACUCAUGGAGAGGACUGUUUCCUUGUCUCAGAUGCUGCGGGAAGCCAAGGAGAAGGAGAAACAGAGGCUGGCCCAGCAGCUCACAGCCGAGAGGACUGCGCACUAUGGGAUGCUGUUUGAUGAGUAUCAAGGUUUGUCACACCUGGAAGCCCUGGAAAUCCUGUCCAAUGAAAGUGAAGGCAAGGUUCAGUCAUUUUUAGCAUCACUUGAUGGAGAGAAGCUGGAACUCUUAAAAAAUGACCUCAUUUCCAUUAAAGACAUCUUUGCUGCCAAAGAACUAGAGAAUGAAGAGAAUCAAGAAGUGCAAGGCAUAGAAGAAAAGGGAGAAGAAUUUGCUAGCAUGCUUACAGAGCUUCUCUUUGAAUUACAUGUUGCGGCCACGCCUGACAAACUCAAUAAGGCGAUGAAAAAAGCUCAUGACUGGGUGGAAGAGGAUCAAACCGUGGUGCCAGUAGAUGUGGCUGAAGAGUCAGAGGACAAAGCUAAGAAAGAAGAAAAGGAAGAGAACCCCGAAGGUCCCGAAGAAAAGAAGGAAGAAAGGAAAACUAAGACAGUUGAGGAAGUAUACAUGCUGUCCAUCGAAAGCCUGGCGGAAGUAACAGCUCGCUGUAUUGAGCAGCUUCAUAAAGUAGCAGAAUUAAUUCUUCAUGGACAAGAAGAGGAAAAACCAGCUCAGGACCAAGCAAAAGUUCUGAUAAAAUUAACUACUGCCAUGUGCAAGGAAGUGGCCUCCUUAUCAGAGAAGUUUACAAAUGCUUUAACCACUGUCGGGAGCAACCGGAAGGCUGAGGUCCUUAACCCCAUGAUCAAUAGUGUAUUGUUAGAGGGCUGCAAUAGCACCGCAUACAUACAGGACGCCUUCCAACUGCUGCUGCCUAUCCUGCAGGUUUCACACAUCCAGACCAGCUGUUCCAAAGCACAGCCGUGACCUGGCCAGACUCCAUCGAGUUCAAGGAAACAGCAGGCCCUGGUGCUUUGAUAAAUACCAUUUCAUGGGAUGUUUUCCACACAUCUGGCCACAGGUGCUCAUUUGAAGUCACUACAGCAGUUUUGCACAGACAGCAUGGAGAAAGCAAGUUGAAAGAAGAGUAUCAUUUCUCUUGCUGUAUAUGGUUGUUUUUACAAAUAAUUGUUCCCUUUAUGUUAAUUUAAACUGACACAGCUCUGUAUUGAUAAUUUCCUUUUAUUUGGAGUUCACUCAGAAAUAUUCCAUUUUCCUGGUCAAGCAUGUUAUAUUUAGUAAUUCAUGGACAGACCCUAGACUUUUCAUUCCACUUUUAAAUUUCUCAUUCUUAUAGUAGGACUUUAAAUCAAUUCUUAUACUGAACUUAGUUUUGUUAUAUAAAUGCCACGAGCAGAGAUAACACUACUUAUAGAUUUUACCUCUUAUGGUGGAAAGAGAAACAUAAGUAUCUCUUUAUAGCCAUUCAUUCUUGAAACAAGCAUUUAUUGAGUUCCUACUGUGCCCUCACAGUAGAGGCAUAUGAUCUCACCCCAGUUGAGGCGGACAUUCUGAAAGAGGAUUUAUAAGAAUUCUGAAAAUGUUUUGGAAUACUAGUAAAUUUUCUAAACCUCAAAAAAAUUUGAAGAACAAGGUAAAUGAGUGGCUUUUGAAGUAUUGAAUCCUUCCAUUUAUUGUGUUUUUUUUCAUAUUCCUUGAACUUUUUUAUCCCAAAGUUACAUAUGGAUGAAAAUAUGUAUCAAAAGGGAUACUAAAGAA
Molecule: messenger RNA, 2557 nt
Organism: Phacochoerus africanus (Common warthog)
Lineage: Eukaryota; Metazoa; Chordata; Mammalia; Artiodactyla; Suidae
Gene: FAM114A1
Product: family with sequence similarity 114 member A1
Exons: 14
Coding region: 77-1765 (562 amino acids)
Source: RefSeq, a predicted model, not a curated record